UGACGCGGAGCCCCUGUCCAGCCCUAGAGGGCAGGGAGGAAUGCGAGCCUUUGGGGCUGCGUGACCCUCCCUCCCGGGCUACAGGCUGGACUGGCGGCUCCCCAGAGCAGUGGCCGCCGCACCGGCAUCAGGGACCUCCAAGGAAAAUCCUCGGGGCGCAAAGGGCCACUCCCCCCUUCCCCCCCCCAGGGAAGAUGCCCAGGUCCUUCUUGGUGAAGAAACACUGGAGCAACAGAAUCCCCAAUUAUGGCCAACUGGAAUCUCAGAAAGAGAUCAAUGGGUCCUGCUACACCUGUGAGGGACUGGUCUUCCCCCUCCUCCUUCAGGACAAAGCGGCCCCUUCUGGAUCCAGUGAUGCUAGCAGCUUGUGGGACCGCAACUCUGUCAUUGCCUGCAUCUCACUGCCUCUCCCCCUAAAUGGGGAGGCUCGAGAAACCCCCAGCCCAAGCCCUCUGGAAAUCAGUGUGGUGGACUCCCUGGACGGCCGAGUUCCUAGCAGCCCUCUCAAGGAUAGCCUGAGUCAUCUCACCCUUUCCCCGUUGCUGGACAUACCUAAGAGGUGGCCUCUCAAUCCAGGGCCAGAGGCAGUAAAAGCUCCAGGAAAACUGCUUGGGGGUGGAGGUCCACGAGGCGGGAGCCCUCCACUGGGCUCCGUGGGCUGCUUUGAAUGCUUUGACUGCCACAAGACAUACCACACGUUCUCCGGGCUGUCCAAACACCGGCAAUUGCGCUGCGAUCUUCAGGCCCGCCGGUUCUUCAGCUGCAAAUAUUGUGACAAGGAGUACUCCAGCCUGGGGGCCCUCAAGAUGCACAUCCGAACCCACACGCUGCCUUGUAUCUGCAAGAUCUGUGGCAAGGCCUUCUCUCGACCGUGGCUGCUCCAAGGCCACAUCAGGACUCACACAGGUGAGAAGCCGUAUGCCUGUUCUCACUGCAGUCGGGCCUUUGCUGACCGCUCUAACCUGAGAGCCCACCUGCAGACGCACUCAGACAUCAAGAAAUACCAGUGCAAGGGCUGCACCAAAACCUUCUCCCGCAUGUCUUUGCUGACACGACACAAGGACGCAGGCAGCUGCCCAGCCUCCUGAUGGCCAGACGCGGUCGGGGAGCUGGGGGAGAGCUGGGGCUGGAACUGAAGCACCCCGCACGGGGGUCACUCUUGGAAGACUCUAUGGAGCCGGGCGAGGAGCAUCGGGGGCCCCGGAGAGCCGGAUCUCGGGUCUUUCGUUUGGGAUGAAGAGAGCUGAGCACUGUGCGCAGACCAGCCUGGCUCUCCAACUGCCUUUGGUCCCUCCUCUGUGCCUCCUGCUUCAUUUUGUCCCACAUGGAAACUUUGCUCCUACCUGGGGGGAAAAGGUGGGAAGAAGCCCUUUCCUCCCUUUACCGGCUUAAGAAUUCCAUCUUACUCUUCAAGAGGCGGCCUGCUAGGAUAUAGGGGAAGGCUUGAAGAAAUGCCAGCUGAUGAGCGGAUAGACUUCUCCACUGAUGGACUCAUAUCCCCUUCCCAUCUGUGACUGGACAGGACUCUGACGUGGGCACAGCCAGCUUUGCAGACCCGACUAAGGGCCAGUGGCAUGCUGUAAGGGCUAGAAAACUGACUUAAGCAGCAGACUUAAGCUGUGGUCUUGUUUCUGACAACAGGACAACCUGUUCCAUUACUUUGCCUGGUUUUCCCCUCUCAAAAAAAAUGGAAAAAAAUGUGUGUGCACCAGACAAUGGCAAUCAUGGUGGGUUGAGGCAAGUGGAGCUGGGGCUCCCUCUGCCUGACUGGCACCUUUAUAGAGGCAGCGGGGUUAUUGUUGGUGUUACUGACUUCUGUAAGGAAAUAUACUUUUUGAAUAUUAAAAGAGGAAUCUCAAA
Messenger RNA from Monodelphis domestica (gray short-tailed opossum), 1860 nucleotides. RefSeq names its product snail family transcriptional repressor 3 (gene SNAI3). Gene Ontology annotation, molecular function: RNA polymerase II cis-regulatory region sequence-specific DNA binding; DNA-binding transcription factor activity, RNA polymerase II-specific. The record is from RefSeq and is a predicted model, not a curated record. NCBI's taxonomy places the organism in Eukaryota, Metazoa, Chordata, Mammalia, Didelphimorphia, Didelphidae. Gene Ontology annotation, biological process: regulation of DNA-templated transcription.